AUGUCAUCACAAGCUCAUAUUAUUAGUUCGCUAGUAAUUUCUUCUGGUUCGAUUUCAACUCCUUGCUUGGGUUAUGUUUUGACUCGUCGUCCUAAACCAAACAGUCUUUCACGAAUGUUAUUACUUUCGAAAUCAUUUUUAAAUUCAUCUAAAUAUCCACUUGAACGAUUUAAAUUAUUUUGCUCAAAAAACAAAAAAAAUAAAAAUUUGACCGUUUUAAAAACAAAACCACCUAUGAUGAUUCGUAAUUUAUCCACUGAAAAGAAUACAACAAUUUGUUCUGAAGCUACAAGUAUCCGCUCUCUUGGUAAAGCCAUUCCUGUACAAAUUCCUCCAGAAAAUUUCAAUUCUUCAAUUAUAAACGCUGAAUCCGAAGAUGAAGAAGAUUGGGAUACUAAUAUUAUUGGAACUUAUGAUUCUCCUCGAUCAAAAUCUUUACUAAUAUUGCAACAUAAUCGUUGUGAAUCUGAUCCAACCUCUAUUCUAAGGAGAGGAAGUCACCGAAGACCCGCUCCUAGCGAAAGUUGGGAUGAUGAUUUUGAUCUGGAUAGUAAUGAAAUAAAUGUUCCUUGUUCUGUUAAAGAAGCUCAAUCAUCUUUGAGAAUGGAUAUGUCUAAUAUCCGUGAUUUUGCUUCUCAAGUUGAAGAAUUGAAAAUAUUACAUAGUAAAAAAUUGGACUUUACGUCAACGAUUCACUCCAAGAUGGGCAGAAAAUGGAAAACUGCUUUUAAUCGAUCGACAAUGAGAAAAUAUAAGAAUCUUGAAAAUUUAUUCAAGCAAGAUUGGGAAGAAGCAAAAGUAAUAAUUGAUCUUUCUGAUCGAAUACCUUCUGAACGACACGCUCAAGUGUUCAAAAAAAUUAUUUUAGAGGAAUUAGGUGAAGAUGCUCGGAACGUAAUAUUCCUUGAUGAUGACAAAGAAAAUUUUAAUGAUAAUAACUACUCCGAUACAUCAUCGAACAGUGCUGGCCACAUUCAUAGCGCUAAAAAACAAAAGUUAGCCAAUGGUGAGAGCAGUAGUAAUAAUAAAGGAAGCACAAGACGUAAAGAGAAUAUUAGAAUUAGUCUUGAAAUAAUGCCAAACUUAAUUGAUCAUUUAAAAAAGUUACAAAAUCGAUUAUCUGAUCAUAUAAAUGAAUUAAAAACUCUGACAACUAAUAAAAAAUGA
This is a messenger RNA of Dentiscutata erythropus, 1167 nucleotides long. NCBI's taxonomy places the organism in Eukaryota, Fungi, Glomeromycota, Glomeromycetes, Diversisporales, Gigasporaceae. The record is from the annotation of a GenBank genome assembly.